AUGAGCUACUACAGCGGCAACUACAGUGGCCUGGGCUACGGCUAUAGCGGCUUUGGAGGCCUGGGCUGUGGAUGUAACAGAGUCCACAGACUGGGAUAUGGCUCUGGCUUCGGAGGCUAUGGCCAUGGCUCUGGCUUCGGAGGCUAUGGCCAUGGCUCUGGCUUCGGAGGCUAUGGCCAUGGCUCUGGCUUCGGAGGCUAUGGCCAUGGCUCUGGCUUCGGAGGCUAUGGCUAUAGCUACCGCCGCCCUUCAUGCUGUGGAGGAUAUAGGUUCUCCAGCUUCUACUGA
This is a messenger RNA of Apodemus sylvaticus (European woodmouse), 288 nucleotides long. RefSeq names its product keratin-associated protein 16-3-like. The transcript has 2 exons. The record is from RefSeq and is a predicted model, not a curated record. NCBI's taxonomy places the organism in Eukaryota, Metazoa, Chordata, Mammalia, Rodentia, Muridae. Bases 1 to 288 code for a protein of 95 amino acids.